AUGCCAUCAAGUUCACCGGAGAGACACUUGGUCGCACCGGACAACAGCAACAUCGCUUCCAGACAGGCAUCCCAAGACUCGGACCGCGAAGUAAAAUACCAGACAGGAUUGAUGCCCGCCGAAUAUGCGGGCCUCGAGGUGGCCUCGCCCUCACCGGGCAUGAAGUACUACCAGCCUGCGCCGGGCGCCGCCCCCGAACCGGUACCGGCACCUGUCCCAGGCGGAUACGCGCCGUACCAAGAUCAAGAUCAGCACAACGGCUCCGGGUACGAAAGCCACCAGUACCCCGCACAUUCAACGGCCGGAAUGGGGUACGGCGGAAGCCAAGCGGGGAUACCGCCAAAGAAGAAUAAGAGGAUAUGGGGCAUCCCGGUGGCGACGUUUUGGGUAGCUAUCGUCGCGUUGGUCUUCUUUCUGGGGACGAUUGGGGCGUCUGCUGCAGCGGGAACGAUCGCACAGGCGCAUGCGGCGUAUGUGCAGACGUGCCAAGCUUCAGAGAACAAGACGUACACAGUGCCGAACUCGAAUCUGCGCUUCGUACGCGAGUGCGGCAACAAUUACCCCAUGAACGACCUGGGCCACAUCCCGCUGACGAGGAUGGAAGACUGCAUGAACCUGUGCGCGGCACUUGCUGUCACGACGCAGAGCGCUGAUGGGCCAUGUGUGGGUGUGGCGUGGGUUACGGCGGGGAAGCAGGGGACGGAUGAGAAUUAUUGCUGGUUGAAGAGUGCCAAGGGGGCGCCGGAUCCGAAGGCGAAUAUUGAAGCUGCGUGGCUUGUGAGGACGUGA
Molecule: messenger RNA, 789 nt
Organism: Colletotrichum lupini
Lineage: Eukaryota; Fungi; Ascomycota; Sordariomycetes; Glomerellales; Glomerellaceae
Exons: 2
Coding region: 1-789 (262 amino acids)
Source: RefSeq, a predicted model, not a curated record